GUAAAUAUGAUCAAAGAGGAUGGUCAGGUGAUUCAUUUCAAUUAUCCAAAAGUCCAAGCCUCACUGGCUGCUAGCACAUUUGCAAUUACCGGCCAUCUGGACACUGUAAGCUUGAAUAGUUUGAAGAAACUAGCAUCAACUGUUGCUUUAGUAGCAGAUUUAAACAAACAAGCUUGUUCAGAAAAUGUUGAUGAGGCAUCUAAACAUGAGGAUGUCUAG
This is a messenger RNA of Candidula unifasciata, 219 nucleotides long. NCBI's taxonomy places the organism in Eukaryota, Metazoa, Mollusca, Gastropoda, Stylommatophora, Geomitridae. The record is from the annotation of a GenBank genome assembly.